UUGAAAUAAGUUUCUGAGAGGAUAAUUUGAGGCUACACAUUGACUUGAUUUUUUCUUUGAUAUCGCAGUGUGCAGAUUACUAUUAGCACUUACAAAUUAAUUUCACAGUUCACACAAUGCAAGAACAGGCUACAAUAGUUGUUUUGUUUGGAUAGCAGUUACCAUUUCUAACAUCCCAAAAUGGGUGGGACAACAUGUGAGUGACAUCUCUUUUUGUUUUCAGAAGCAUCUGUAAUGAGCCUUGUGGUUGCGGCUGUUCUAUGGGGCUGCACUAAUCCAUUCAUCAAAAAAGGAAGUUCAGGGGUAGAGGACAUUAGUGAAAAAUCUUCUACCAAAAAGUUUUUUAAAGAAAUUAAAUUCCUAUUGAGUAAUUGGAAGUACAUGACACCUUUCCUUUUAAACCAGAGUGGUUCACUUUUUUACUUUUUGGCUCUUCAAAAUACAGAAAUGUCUUUGGCAGUUCCAGUAGCAAAUUCCCUCACAUUUGUGUUCACUGCAGUUACAGGUUGGAUCUUGGGAGAAAGCUUACCCAAUGCCAAGACCGUGUGUGGCAUUACACUGAUAGUGUGUGGAAUAUCGCUUUGCUGUGUGGACAAAUUCCUCAUACAAAAUGAAGGAGGUGGUGCUGGAUGAAGCUAUGGUAUCAUUUUUGUAUUUGUUUCAUAAAUGGGACGGUAGAAAAUAAAAUAUUUAUUUACUGCA
This is a messenger RNA of Schistocerca gregaria, 702 nucleotides long. RefSeq names its product transmembrane protein 234 homolog. The transcript is spliced from 5 exons. Lineage: Eukaryota; Metazoa; Arthropoda; Insecta; Orthoptera; Acrididae. The coding region runs from base 235 to 633 and encodes 132 amino acids. The record is from RefSeq and is a predicted model, not a curated record.